This is a messenger RNA of Cooperia oncophora, 516 nucleotides long. The record is from the annotation of a GenBank genome assembly. Lineage: Eukaryota; Metazoa; Nematoda; Chromadorea; Rhabditida; Trichostrongylidae.
AUGGCUGUCUACUGGAUGACUGAAGUGUUGCCGUUGGCCGUGACAGCUAUGCUUCCAGUGAUUUUGUUCCCGCUGACAAAUGUGAUGGAUAGCAAAGAGACCGCACUGCAAUUCAUCAAUGACACGAACUUCUUGUUCAUCGGCGGUUUGAUAAUGGCGGCUGCUGUCGAGAAGUGUGACCUUCACGAACGUGUUGCUUUGUCAGUACUGAAAAUGGUUGGCGGUGAACCAAAAUGGAUCAUGCUGGGCUUCAUGACUGUCACGGCUUUAUUAAGCAUGUUCAUUUCAAAUACGGCCACCACUGCGAUGAUGGUACCGAUUGGCCAAUCGGUAAUCGGUCAACUUGUGGCGUCGUACAACGCUCAUCCGGAAAAUGGUGUUCGCGAUCGAGCAGCGUGUAAGCGGAUGUCAACAGGAUUGAUGCUGUGCAUCUGCAUAGCGGCAAACAUUGGAGGUACUGGGACGAUCACUGGAACGCCAAGUAACCUGGUCAUGAUCGGAUCUUUGAACCAGUGA